GUGCCGCCUUCUGGAACCCUCAACGCCUUUCAGGUUGCCGUUACGGGCCGUAACUCCCUAAUUGGAUACCUAGGUACUUCGACUUCCACUCCCUCUGAAGAUUCUCUCGUGUCGCGUGCCAGAACACCACACCCGCUUUCAAGCAAUUGACAGCUUUCAGCUCGAAAAAUAUUGCAUGGCCGCGGUUCAGGCAUAUUUUGCGAAAUAUUGAAUUUGAUCCAGCCAAGGCCAAUCGGGCAGCGCCCAGAUUCGUUUCUCGCUGGUUGGCGAGGCGCAGCAGGCAGCACAGACGAGGGGCAAUUUGUGGGGGCCGGCAAAAGCCCCUUUUCCCUUUUGAGGACCCCCCCUGGCCCACUGGCUGAAACGGCGUCUGGCCCACUGGGGGGGGGGGGGAGAGUCCCGGAUUUGAGGUCAUGCUCAUCAUCAACGUCCGCCCAUCUCGAACCUUCUUUCUCUCGAGCUGGCGAGGUCGAGAUUUAGGAUGCCGAGCGACUUGGAAGGGACAAUUGAGCCAAAACGGGACGACGAGCUGUUGGGCUCAGGGCCCCCUUCUUCCGACAUGAUAGCCAUCACCUCGUGGCUAGCCUCUUCCGGAUGCUCCGGUCUUAUCCGCGUGCUCUCACCAUGGUCGUCAAAACCCACCGGCAGUCAACCUGAGAAGCUCAGGCCGACGGCGUAUCUCGAUGGCCUCAGAGGAUUCGCCGCAUUUCUGGUCUACUGGCAUCACCACGAACUCUGGGCCCACGUGCCCCCUCAGACCGUAGCCUUGGAAUCGAGCUUCGGCUUCAGCGGCCGUCACUAUUUCGCCACAUUGCCGGUAAUUCGCAACUUCUUCCACGGCGGCCAUUUCGCUGUCGCCUCGUUUUUUGUCAUUUCCGGCUACGUCCUGUCCGCCAAGCCCAUGAGUCUCAUCCACGCCGGCGAGCAGGCAAAGCUGGCCGACAACCUCGCCUCGGCGCUGUUCAGGCGAUGGAUGAGGCUCUACAUCCCCGUCAUAUCCACCACCUUCAUCUACAUGACUUUCGUUCAUGCGUUUGGCAUUUGGAUCGACGGCCUCGAGGCCAAGAGCAACUACCUCCAGGCGGCAUGGGAUUGGUACGCCGAGAUCAAGAACUUCAGCUUCGUCUUCAACAGCGGCCCGGUUGGCUGGCUGAGCUACAACUUCCACCUCUGGUCGAUACCCGUCGAGUUCAAGGGAUCCAUCGUCAUCUACACCUCCCUGCUCGCCUUCUCGAGGUGUAGUAGGAACGCCCGGCUGUGGUGUGAGGCCGGUCUGAUCUUCUACUUCAUGUACAUCGUCGACGGCUGGUACUGCGCGCUCUUCACCGCCGGCAUGAUGCUCAAUGACCUGGACCAACUGGCUGUGAAGGAUAAUCUGCCUGCUUUUUUCGACCGGUUCCGCCCUCACAAAACCACCAUCUUUUACGCCAUGUUCGCCGUGGCUCUUCACCUAGGGGGGUGCCCAGCCCACGGCAGCGGGGCCGAAGAUUUGGGGCGGAACCCGGGAUGGUAUCUGCUCUCGUUUCUCAAACCCCAGGCCGUUUUCGACGUCAAGUGGUUCUUCCUCUUCUGGGCCGCCGUGUUCCUCGUCGCGUCGACACCCCACAUCUCCUGGCUGAAGCACUUCUUCGAAACGCGGUUCUGCCAGUACCUCGGCCGGAUUUCCUUCUCGCUGUAUCUGGUCCACGGCCCGGUGAUUUGGACGCUCGGCGAUCGACUGUACGCCGCAGUGGGAUGGCCCAAGGACUCACGCUUCCUCAACAUUCCCCAGUGGAUAAACAUCUUCCCGCUGUCCAUGUCGGGGCCGUUGGGGCUCGAGCCAGCGUUUCUACUGCCGCACCUGAUCCUACUCCCCGUCACAUUUUACCUGGCGGAGGUGGUCACGAGGGCGUUCGACGAACCCAGCGUGCGGUUCCCGCAGUGGUUUUACAAGACGACUUCAGCAGCACGACCGGCAAGGCUGCCGGCAUGAUAUUUCGCCAUUUGCUACGGCACUCGUUUCCUUGGAUCUUUUGGGUUGGUUCUGUAUGUGGUUCGGGCGGUUGCCCAGGAGUAUCUAUGUACUAUGUACGUUGUAUCUACUUGUUUAAUGGCGAGGGCGGCAAACGAACAAAGGGGUUAGAUAAGGCACGGGGUUUGACUCGGCGCGAGAUUCACGUUUCGUUCUUUGCGAAAAAAGACUGGCUUCUUCAUGGCGACGGCUGCAUUUGCCCGGGUAUGGAGGCUCCUUAGGUUGCCUAUACUGGACAUACAUUACAUUUGUCCAAGAUGAACGAUGAACACAAGCCAUCUAGUUAAUCGAGAUACACGCACUGCAACAUCGUACCGACUGGUCCUCGGUUGCGAUAUCUCGCAUGACAUGCCUCGUUCGCGUUGCUCCUUCGUGUUCUCCAUUG
This is a messenger RNA of Chaetomium fimeti, 2396 nucleotides long. RefSeq names its product acyltransferase family-domain-containing protein. Gene Ontology annotation, cellular component: membrane. NCBI's taxonomy places the organism in Eukaryota, Fungi, Ascomycota, Sordariomycetes, Sordariales, Chaetomiaceae. The record is from RefSeq and is a predicted model, not a curated record. The coding region runs from base 482 to 1972 and encodes 496 amino acids. Gene Ontology annotation, biological process: polysaccharide biosynthetic process. Gene Ontology annotation, molecular function: acyltransferase activity, transferring groups other than amino-acyl groups. The transcript has a single exon.